Quercus lobata is the source of this 894-nucleotide messenger RNA. RefSeq names its product FCS-Like Zinc finger 17-like. The coding region runs from base 48 to 584 and encodes 178 amino acids. The transcript has 2 exons. Lineage: Eukaryota; Viridiplantae; Streptophyta; Magnoliopsida; Fagales; Fagaceae. The record is from RefSeq and is a predicted model, not a curated record.
CAUCAAAUUCCUCCCUCUUCUCUCUCUCUCUCUGCAUAAUAAACAAAAUGCUUCUAAAGUUCAAGAGUCCCUUCAAAAUGGAAGAUGAAGUUAAUAAGCAGAGUAAACAACAUGGUAAGUCCAGCUAUGCAGGCCAUGCAAUCUCAUACAACAACACUUCAUUAGCUGUUGGGUUACGAAUCCUUACACAGGUUUCACAUGGUGAAUCCAAUAUCCUUGUGAAAUCCGCAUUGAAAUUAACCCAACCCACCUCUCAUCCUCAAUUCCCACUUCAUCUUCAGACCAAAUCUCUUGAAUCUUGCUUUCUAAAAGUGUGUCACCUAUGUGAUAAGGAACUAAGCCCUGAUAAAGAUGUGUACAUGUACAGGGGUGACCAAGGCUUCUGUAGUAUAGAGUGCCGGAACAGACAAAUUGUAUUGGAUGAAAUGAAAGAAUUAGAAGCUUCUACGAAGAACAUGGUGGCAUCUUAUAGACAUUGUUGCAAUAGUGGCAGACGUGAGACUCAAAUGCUCCUUGAGGAAAUACGUCAGAGACAUGAGCCUAGGCCAAUCCGUUGUCAAAUAAAUUGGGCGAUAGUGUCAUAGAAUCAUAUAUAGUUCAUGGUUUAACACUCUUUUAUUGUGUAUUUGCAAGUGAAGAUGAUGAAGAGAUUGGGAAGGGAAAGGUGGAAGAGUUGGGAUUUUUUGUUAUAUAUGGUAAGCAGAUGAAAUUUCUGCUGCAGUACUAUUUUUUCCAUAUUCAAGAGUAUAAUAAGACAAGCCGAUAAAGAUGAUUUGAAUUAGCGCUUUUUCUCAACCAAAGAAAAGAGUGCUCAAUUUCUCUUCUUUCCCUUUCAAUUGUAAGAUAAAUAUCACUUAUCCUUGUUAUAUGUCACUUUCUUUUCUGCUUGUAUGU